CAGACUCCAAAAGUCUCAUCUUUCCCACGCAUUUGCAAACACUGACUGCGGCAUAGACAACGUUCCAAAGAGGCGGCCAAUUCUCAUGUCGACCGAUUGGGGCCUCCGUGCGUUCAUCUUCGGUCUUGAAGAUCUGGAAGAUGAUGAGAAAGAGCUAUGCUUCAACAUUCUGGACCGGAAAGGCUUCUCGGCCGCUAAGAAGCGCCGAGCGUUCUUCGCACUCAACGACGCUGACCUGCAGACCGCAGGCAUCAGUGAGCUGAGCACGCGCAAGGCUCUGCGGCUGGCAAUUGAGGCCUCGGCGGCUGGCCUGGGCGUGGGGAGCGCGGCGGGAGCCGGCUCGCUGCCGGCUGCUGCUGUUGUUCUCGAGCGGUUGGAGCAGCUCCAGCAGAACCUUGGGAACGUAUUGAGCCAGCAGCAGGAGAUCCGACAGGAAAUCAGGGACCAGGGCCAGUUCGUACGAGUCCUGAUGGAGGGCGAGUUCACACCGACAUCCAGCAAGGACACCACGCCCUACCGCGAGAAUGCCUUCGAGUACUAUGGCUACAGCGCCAGCCCCAAGACCGUGCAGUGCAUGGUGACCGGAGAGCACAUGCCAGCCGCCAGUAUCAAGGCUGGGCAUAUCUACCGUCAGAGCUGGAAGCGGACUUUCCUGCCGCUGCUGGGCGUCACCUCCGUGCACGACCCGCGGAACAUCAUCCUGGUACGCACGGAAGUAGAGACCGCUUUCGACCGGUUUCAACUGGCCAUCAUUCCCCAGAACGAGAACGGCGUUGAGUGCUAUCAGAUCUACGUGCUGAAGGAGUCGUUGCUGCAGAACGCGCGGGAACAGUUCAUUGGAACGGGUGACGCCGCCAAGUCGGAUACCAAAAAGUGGAAGGACGUGCACAAAACGUACCUGCACGUGGCGGGCGACAACCUGCCCGCCCGCCGCCUGCUGGCAUUCCACGCACACCACGCAAUCAAUAACGCUGUCCGCGCCGGCUGGCUGAAGCCUGGCGAAGUCACAGUGUCGCAGGCGGGCUGGGCCUCGCCUGGGUAUGACCGCGAGUUGAUGCGCACGUUUCUGGAAGGAGCUGUGGCAUCAGCAGGCCUGCUUGCAGCAGCCAGCGAGGACAACCAGUCGCAGUAGGGUGCUGCGAGCCCGCCGCUGAGGUGGGGCAAGUGGGCGGGUCGUCUAGUUUCCGAGCAAAUGGCCUGGCGGUGCUCUUUGCGGGUCGGUGUAGAGAGCAGAGAGAAGGGACGUGGAAGAGGCGUGGGGGCCUGUAUUUCUGAGUGCAUCUGAGUGAUGCAGCGACCGCGUUGCGGGGCCAUGCGAGCUGACUCAGCACAUGCGUUGUGUCGUCACCCCGGAGCUUUUGGUGCAUGGACAUGCGAGCACUGUCACGACAUGUUGUGUGUGGCUAUCAUGGGAUAAGGGAGGGACAAAUGCACGUGCAUCUUUGUGUGUGGGGGGGGCCUACUAUGACGUCUUUAGGUAUGAUUUGGAACUUGCCGGGAUGCCUGAGUUCGCCUUUUCUGAUUUGUGGAGCGCAAGGAUGCUACUUGUACUGCGGGCGUUUGGGUAUAAAUGGACUCCGAAAGGCGAUCAGCUGAUUCGGGUGAGUGAUAUUCUGGAUUCUUUUUGGGCUCAGCCCCCACAGCGCAGCGGCAUUUUGAAAGCCACAUGGAAGGGCGGGUCGAGUGGGAGCACCAGUCUGGCGGGUCUUGACGAAAUAGUGCACCUUCCACGGUAUAGAUUGCAUUGGUUACAAGAGGGACUUGCUGACGCGAGUCACGAGCGACAUCUGCUCUGGACCUCAGGGACGUGCCACCUGCAACGCCGACGACCUACUCUAGUAGUAGGCGUGCUCUCGUGAGAGCUCCAUUUACCUCCGGUUCUGCUCCUAACAUCGAGUGCUAGGACCCUGCUCAAUCACCCGACCAAUCAGAACUACUCGAUUUUUUGGAGUCCGCAGCAAACCUUCCGGACUGAAUCCAUCCAAAUCAACUAAGUCUAAACUCGUCCAGCCCACUGCAUGUCCGUAGUCUAUUCAUUCCGAUCGAAAUCGGAGGGGUGUAUGGGAGUCGAACCCAUGACCUCGAGCGAAUUCGUCCCUUGACGCUAUCCACUCGAAGUGGAACCGGCCACCCCGGUAUAGCUGUCACAACACCACGUGUGACCUGUCAUGGCGUGUCACCAGUGGGCCUGUCAUGCCGUGUGCAUGGAGGUCUGUUGUACGGUGCGUUUUGGAGUUGUACGGUGCGUUUUGGAGUUAUUAGGCGUGAGAGUAGCGAGGAGGGCUGUCUCUUAGCCUGGUCCUUGGCGUGAUAGCCAUUGACCAGCAUGUAACACGAUUACGCG
Chlamydomonas reinhardtii is the source of this 2344-nucleotide messenger RNA. RefSeq lists its product as uncharacterized. The transcript is spliced from 6 exons. The coding region runs from base 86 to 1132 and encodes 348 amino acids. Lineage: Eukaryota; Viridiplantae; Chlorophyta; Chlorophyceae; Chlamydomonadales; Chlamydomonadaceae. The record is from RefSeq and is a predicted model, not a curated record.